GGAAGUUCAAGGGAAGGGUGUUCAUGGAGCCCGAUUGCUGACCAGGCUGUGAAAUAACCAUGACACCUGCUUGUCCUCUCUAGAGUGGCAUGGUUCUCAGGCUUCAUCCAGAACCUGCUUCCUCUAAGGAACCGAGGAAGGCGUGAGUCAGAGGUGUCUGCAUCAACUUCUGAACCCGGUCUUUUAUUGUUUCUCUUCCCUCUCGCUAUAGUCUUUGGCGCUGGACUUUGAGUUUUGGAGCAGGUCACAUGGUUUGAAAUAACUUCACAGCCCUUCCCGUCUGGCCCUGCCCACCGCAGCCUGUGGAGAAAGAGCCAUUGGCAGUGCACCAGCCAGACUGGGAGACACCAGACUCCAGCCAGCUACAAGGAGGCCCCGAAGAAGCAACUCUGGGCACCUCUGGUGAGUAACUUGUUGGAGCCCUCUUGUUGCUGUGAAGAAACAGGUCACCUGAGCUCGUAGUUUAGGGGAUCGGUCUUUCACUUGUGGGAUGCGUGCCGGGGGGGGGGGACAAGAUCCGCUCACACUGUAUCCACAGACAGGAAGCAGAGAGAUGCAGCCGGCCUCCCCGUCUUCACUCAGUCUGGGAUGGCAGCCCACAGACACGUAUGGAGAUUUAAUUUUUAGACGAGUCUGAGUUCAGUCAAGCCCGUGAUCAAGAUUAGCUGUCUCAGGUGGACUGGGAGUUGUUCACAGAGACAGGACAUCCCAGCCAUCACUUUCUGUUUGUUAUAAACCACCAAGCUUGACUUGAUAUGGUUUGGGGGCAUCUGCGGAGCACAGCACAGGGCCAGAUGAAAAGAAUCAGAACCGUGGCGCUCUGUGAACCUGAGUCUGCUCCUACCUGUGCUUGGAGACUCACAGGGAUGUCGGCAGGGCUGUAUGUGCGAUGCAGAAACCUAGAGUGGCCAGCGUUCAUCCACGGAGUAUCGGCUUUAAGCGCAUGGUGCUCAUGGUUUGAUCUUCCACAGAGGCAGAAGCCGGCUACUGCAGUCACUGUAGCAACCAUUAUAAAAUGGCUAAAGACUGGGAGGGGUCCUCUGAAGUGGGGAGCCCUUCCCAGCUCCCUCCUUGGUCUGAAAGCUGGUGGCUUUUUGCUUGCGUGACAAGACCCAGGCUGUGCAUACCUUUUAUGCAGCCACCGUGAGCCUCCCUCUGCUCCAGACUGGCCAAAUCAGUCCUGGGUAAGCACUCUGGCCAGCCCUGUCCCCAUGAGAUCCUUUCUGCCCUUAGAACAGCAGCAGUACCACCAGCUGCUGGACACAGUGUCCAACUCUAAAGUUGGCUCCAGGACAGUUUCUUAACCUUACUUCCUUUUCUCCCCACUUUGUGUGUGUGUGUGUGUGUGUGUGUGCGUGCAUGUGUGUGUAUGUUUGCCAUGCAUGUGUGUGUGUGCAUGUGUGUGCGUGUGCAUGCAUGUGUGUAUGUUUGCCAUGCAUAUGUGUGUGUGCAUAUGUACUCAUGUGUGUGCAUGUGUGUUGCUGAGGAUGGAACCUACGCCCAGCACCUCAGCAGUGCUGGGUAAAUACUGGAGCUUGUGCUCCCAGAUCCUGACCAGCUUUUAUUGUCACCUUGGGUUAGUGAAGUCCCCGGGCCAUGAGCAGUGAUGACUAAUGUGGUUUACUGACACCAGGUGAGGCUCUCUGCCUGCCAGAGGUAAGGGGUGGGGGUGGGGACAGGGAGUGGGAAGUGAGCCUAGCAUUGCUACAGGGUGUUCCUGCAUUGCCACAGGGUGUUCCUCUGACUCCCUGAGUUGGAUGUUGUUCCUCCACCAGCAGUGUGGAGCAAAGAAGGCUAGAGCAGAAAAACUCCCUGGCCUCGGUCGAACGCCCGAGCACAGUCUUCGAUUGCACCCCUAUCCUGGCCUCUCGGAGUCCAGGUAUGGCCGAACUGUGCCGCAUGGAUUCCACGCUGACUGCUCUGGACGAGGAGCUGCUCUGGGAUAUGCUGGAGAGUCACCGAUGCAGGAUCGUGCAGAGCAUCUGUCCCAGCCGGCUCACCCCCUACCUGCGCCAGGCCAAGGUGCUGGGCCAGCUGGACGAGGAGGAGAUCCUCCACAGCUCCCGCUUCACCAACAGUGCCAUGAGAGUUGGGCACUUGCUGGAUCUGCUGAAGGCCCGAGGGAAGAACGGAGCCAUUGCCUUCCUGGAAAGCCUGAAGUUCCACAACCCUGAUGUCUACACCCUGGUCACUGGGCUACAGUCUGACAUUGACUUCAGCACCUUCAGCGGUCUCAUGGAGACAUCCAAGCUGACCGAGUGUCUGGCCGGGGCCAUCAGCAGCCUGCAGGAGGAGCUGGCCCAGGAGAAGGCACAGAAGGAGGUUCUGCUCCGGAGAUGCCAACAGCUGAAGGAACGCCUGGGCUUGGCUGAGGCCCACGCAGAGGGUCUGCGCCAGCUGGAGGUUGACCACGGACGCAUGAAACGUGAGGUCAGCACCCACUUCCACGAGGUCCUGAAGCUGAAGGACGAGAUGCUGAACCUGUCACUGCACUACAGCAACGCGCUUCGGGAGAAGGAGCUGGCAGCCACACGCUGCCACAGCCUGCAGGAGGAGCUCUACCUGGUGAAGCAGGAACUCCAGCGGGCAAGCCUUGUAUCUUCAUGUGAAAGAGAAUCUCUAGAGAGGUCCCUGAAAAUGGCCAGCGACCUGGAGCCUGAAGGAGAGGAACUGAAUCGGCUUAAGGAAGAGAACGAGAAGCUCCGCUCGAUGACCUUCAGCCUGACAGGCUUUGAACUCAGGAUCCUCCUGUCUCAGUAUCCUGGCAUGAUAGACCUGCACCACCAGGUGGAGAAGGACAUUCUAGAACAGAGCCUGGAUGAGGCCCGGGAGAGCAAGCAAGAGCUGGUGGAUCGUAUCCACUCACUGCGGGAGAGAGCAGUGGCCGCGGAGAGGCAGCAGAAGCAGUACUGGGAGGAGAAGGAACAGACCCUACUCCAGUUCCGGAAGACCCAGGUGGACUGUGAACUAUACAAAGAGAAGAUGACCAUGCUUCAGGGCCAGGUGGCUGAGCUGCAGAAGGAACGUGACCAGGCGUACACAGCAAGGGACAGGGCCCAGAUGGAGAUUUCUCAGCGCCUGGUGGAGAAGGAUGCCCUUCGCAGAAGAGUGUUCGAGCUGACGGAGCAGGUCUGCGAGCUUCGUACCCAGCUGCGCCGGCUGCAGGCUGAGGCCCCAGGAGGACCCAAGCAGGAAGCUGGAAACAGGGAAAUCUGCCUCCGGGGGAAGCAGCGGCUUGUGAGGAUGCAUGCUGUGUGCCCACCAGAUGACAGUGACUGCAGCUUCCUCAGCUCCACCGAGUCCCGGCUGUGGUGGGACCUGAAUUCCACAUCCAGCCGGGAGCAGAUGGACAGCUUCCGCUCCAGCAGCCCCAUGCCUCCCAGCCAGCAGUCCCUCUACAAACGGGUGGCAGAGGAUUUUCUGGAAGACCCUGAGUCUCUAAGCCUCCCAGAAGUCCUCGAGGUGCGCCUUCAAGGGGCUACGCUGGACGACACAGACACAGACCUGGAGUUUGAGAUGUUAGACGGAGCCGACCUCUCUCAGACAGAGGACAGCCUGCAGGGGUCUUCCAGAAGCCUGAAUGUCUCAGAAAGCGUCCCUGUGAGGCGGAGGCCAGCCCGCAAGAUCCUAAGCCAGGUCACAGUGCUGGCGUUCCAAGGGGACGCGUUGCUGGAGCAGAUCGGUGUCAUUGGCGGGAACCUCACAGGGAUCUUCAUUCACCGUGUCACCCCUGGCUCCGCAGCAGAUGAAAUGGCCCUGCGACCCGGUACCCAGAUCAUGAUGGUGGACUACAAACCUACCAAGCCAUCAUUAAGGGCCACUCUGGAGAAUACAACCCUGGAGCAGGCUGUGGGCCUUCUCCGGAGGGUGAAUGGUUCCUGCUACCUGUCUGUGAAGAUCAACACUGAAGGUUAUAAGAACCUCAUCCAGGACCUAGAUGCCAAAGUGGUAACAUCUGGUGAUUCGUUUUACAUCCGGGUCAACAUGGCCAUGCAGAGGAGAGGGGAGGGAGAGUUGCAUGCUCACUGCAAUGAUAUUCUGCAUGUCACCGACACCAUGUUCCAAGGCCGCAGUUGCUGGCAUGCUCAUCAUGUGAACCCCUACACCAUGAAAGACAUGGAGCCCGGCACCAUCCCUAACUAUUCACAGGCUCAGCAGCAGCUCCUGGCCCUCAUCCAGGACAUGACUCAACGGUGCACAGUCGCCCGCAAGGUCGGGCACCUUGUUCUCUUGGGACACAGAACACCUUUCACUCUGAGCACCCAUCUGUCCCUGAGCAAGCCUCCCGGAGGACCACAGAAGUUAGUGCGGAUUGUCAGCGUGGACAAAGCGGCCGUCAGUCCUCUGACUUCAUCCUUUGACCAAGGCCAGGAGGAUUCUGGCAAGGAGGAAGGUGGUCCCAGCGUGUGCUUCUGGCCAGAAAACUGCUUUACCCUGGCACCUUACACCCUGGUGCACCCCCAUAGGCCUGCGUGGCCCCGGCCUGUGCUGUUCGUGCCCAGAGUAAUUGGGAAGAUCCUGGGCAAAAAGCUGUGUCUCCUCCAAGGUUUUAAGCAGUGUUCAGCAGAGUACUUGAGCCAGGAGGAGUAUGUCACCUGGAGUCAGAGAGGGGACAUCAUCCAGGAGGGAGAGUCAAUAGGUGACCACCACUGUGUCACCCGGCAUGCCGUGCAGUCCCUCAUGAAUACGAGCACCCAUGCCCUGCUGGAUGUCCGGCUGGACAGCGUCCGAGUCUUACACAAGAUGGACAUAUUUCCCAUCAUCAUCCACGUUUCUGUCAAUGAGAAGACGGCAAAGAAACUCAGGAAAGGCCUACAUCGGCUUGGCAGCUCAGAGGAGCAGUUCCUGGAGGUGGCCCGGCAGGAAGAGGGGGAACUGGACAGAGUGCCCUGUCUGUACAGCAGCCUGGCCCCCGACAACUGGAGUGAUCUGGACAGCCUGCUCAACUGUGUGCGCCUGGCCAUUGCGGAUGAGCAGAAGAAGGUGGUGUGGACAGAGGGCCCCUGCUGAAGCCCACACCUGGCCUGGGACUGUGGGGACCUCCAUGUGUCUCUUAAUGCCGUCAGCAAACAGCCCUACUUCCUUCUCUGGUCAGGGUCUGGCCUCAGGUGCUCACAGAAAUCAAGGCGAAAAUGAUGAAGCACCUUCCCACAGCACGGCCUGGGCUGAUGGAGGACCGGAGAAUAUUCGGCCAUGUGGGGGUGUUUCCUGAGACCUGCUCAGAGCCAGCACUCCAACCUUCUGUGGUAACAGGACCAGGUCGUGGGUCUGUCCCUCUUUUUAUGUUUCCGAUGUCAAGUGAACCCUGGAGGGUCACUGGAGCAAUCCUCACCGCCCAGGGUGGGGCACUGACUGGAGCGCUGUGGGCGUGACUGACUCAGCUACCACAGACACCAGCAAAGGAAGCUGCUGUAGUGGACAGACUUGAGCGGCUCUUUGACUCACUGCUCUGUGCCCGGCCCCAAACACCAGGUUGCUUUGGUACAUAUCCUGGAGCCAACUGACCAACCCUUUGUGAGCAAAGAACUCAUUCUUGAACUGACAUUAUCCCCUGGUCCUUCUCGGGAUGUAUCACGCCACACUUGGGUGAAGCCCCCACCCAGCCAUAAACUGAGUCAGUUGACAGGGUGUUUGUGUCUCGGUGCCAGAGACCCAGUGUGCUCCUACGAUGUUCUGUGAAUGAUUAUACUGUUGUAAAAAGGUUUUCCCAA
Rattus norvegicus (Norway rat) is the source of this 5711-nucleotide messenger RNA. NCBI's taxonomy places the organism in Eukaryota, Metazoa, Chordata, Mammalia, Rodentia, Muridae. The record is from RefSeq and is a predicted model, not a curated record.